Messenger RNA from Oryctolagus cuniculus (rabbit), 1677 nucleotides. RefSeq names its product thyroid hormone responsive (gene THRSP). Gene Ontology annotation, biological process: regulation of lipid biosynthetic process. Gene Ontology annotation, cellular component: cytosol. The record is from RefSeq and is a predicted model, not a curated record. Lineage: Eukaryota; Metazoa; Chordata; Mammalia; Lagomorpha; Leporidae.
GUUGGCCCAACAGCUGGGCCUUGGCAUCCUGUCAAUCUGUCGUCAGCUCCAGAGCCUAGAAAUAGUGCUUGGGCAGUCUGCUGAACUCCAGUCUGUAAGAGGAAGCAACCAUGCAGGUGCUAACCAAGCGCUACCCCAAGAACUGCCUGCUGACUGUCAUGGACCGGUAUUCAGCAGUGGUGCACAACAUGGAGCAAGUGGUGAUGAUCCCCAGCCUUCUGCGCGACGUACAGCUGAGUGGGCAUGGGGGCCAGGCCCAGGCUGGGACCCCUGAUCUCUACACCUACUUCACCAUGCUCAAGGCCAUCCGCGUGGAUGUGGACCAUGGGCUGCUGCCCCGGGAGGAGUGGCAGGCCAAGGUGGCAGGCAGUGAAGCUGAUGAGGCUGAGAAUGAAGCUGCCGAGACGGAGGAGGCCGAGGAGGAGAGGAUCUCAGGGGAGCUGGACCUGGAAGCCCAGUUCCAUCUGCACUUCUCCAGCCUCCAUCAUAUCCUCACCCACCUCACUCUGAAAGCCCAGGAGGUGACAAGGAAAUACCAGGAAAUGACGGGACAAGUCCAGUAGGCCUUGGAUUCUAGGGAAGACUGCUUACACAAUAGAAGACAGACCUCUGAUGAGGACAUGCAGCACUCUGCUAUCCCUGCCGGUGGAUCAGAAAGGCCUAGGCCUGCAGCAGGAAGUGAAGGUGACUUGGAUCUCUCAGAUACUCUGCCACCUCCCUCUGCACACUAAUUCAUGGACUCCAGUCACUGGCCCACCCUUAGGAUGUUGCUAUUCGUAAUUCCCUUGCUCCUCUUAUGGGCCUGGGGUGGUGUCUGCUUUCAUCACUGCAACUAAAAUACCUGAGAGGAGCUUCUUAAGAAAGGAGGUUUACUUUGGCUUACAGUUUGGAGGAUCAUAGUUCAAGAUGGGUAGCCUGAUUGGUUCAAGCAUCUGAAGAAGCCAGAGGAUGGUGGAGGGACAAUCACAUGGUGAGCUGGGAAAAAGAAACUAGAAGCGCACUCAUCUUGUCCUCCAUGUGGUCUCUCAUAAUUCCGUCACAAUUGGAUCACGGGGCACCACCUCAUUGACUUAAUAAAACCCAAUCACUUUCCAAAGGCCCCACCUUCAGAAACAACUGGAUCAAGUUUCCACCCUAAUCAAUGAACUGUUAAUCUAUUCAUUGCUAACCUAAAACUUUGGGGUUUAAAAGUCUACACAAAUUUGGGGAGCCAUAUCCUGUUCAAUCCAUGACACUGGCCUAUGAGGGAGGAAACAAAGGUACAAAGGUACCUGUCUAGGGCACUACUGUAAAGAGCAUAGGUGUUAGUGUGUGAUCAAAGCUCACAUCCUCUUCUUGGCAUUCACUAUGGGACCUUGGGCAAGUUAUUUAACCCCUAAGAGCCUAAAUUCCCUCAUCUGUAGAAUGGGGAUAUCACCUACCUCACAAGGUUAUGAAAAUUACACACGAUGAUGAAUGAGAAGCACCUGGCAUGUGGGAGCUAACAGGUUGAGUUUUUCUCCCCCUUCACCUAUGUAUUUGCUCUAGCCCUUGCGUUUUGCUCUCCAGAACUAAGAGGUAGUGGAGUCCCUUGGGAUGAGUGUUUCACCCUCUUCUACCUGCUGACUACUGAUGUGGAAGUGCACAGGUGAACUAUAAACCUAUUUAUUGUGGUACCAAUAAAAAAAUGUCCUUGUA